This is a messenger RNA of Colletotrichum karsti, 990 nucleotides long. Its product is annotated as malate dehydrogenase. Gene Ontology annotation, cellular component: cytoplasm. The transcript has 6 exons. Gene Ontology annotation, biological process: tricarboxylic acid cycle; carboxylic acid metabolic process. The coding region runs from base 1 to 990 and encodes 329 amino acids. NCBI's taxonomy places the organism in Eukaryota, Fungi, Ascomycota, Sordariomycetes, Glomerellales, Glomerellaceae. Gene Ontology annotation, molecular function: L-malate dehydrogenase (NAD+) activity. The record is from RefSeq and is a predicted model, not a curated record.
AUGUCCAAGGUAGCUGUUUUGGGUGCCUCAGGGCAGAUUGGUCAACCCUUGAGUCUUCUGUUGAAAACCUGCCCCUUGGUGUCGGAGCUGAGGCUUUACGAUGUCGUCCAUGCAGUUGGUGUGGCCACUGAUUUGAACCACAUUGAUACACCACCUCCUGUCAAGGGUUAUCUCCCUGAGAACGAUGGGCUUCAGAAUGCUCUUUCUGGCGCAGAUGUUGUUCUCAUCUCAGCGGGCAUUGCUAGGAAGCCCGGAAUGACAAGAGAUGAUCUCUUCAAGACAAAUGCCGGUAUCAUUGCGGAUCUCGCUAAUGGUGUCGCCAAGUACUGUUCGAAGGCCUUGGUUGGCAUCAUCACCAACCCGGUCAAUAUUACCGUCCCAAUUGCGGCUGAGUGUCUCAAGAAGAACGGCGUGUUCGAUCCUAAGCGGCUGUUUGGAGUCACUACUCUCGACGUGGUGCGUGGGUCCAAGUUUGUGGCCGAUGUUCUUGGAAACGACCCUCGGCAACUCAAGGUACCUGUCGUCGGCGGCCACUCUGGUUCAACGAUCUUGCCAUUGAUCAGCCAAGCUGAGCCUCGGGUUCAUUUGAGCCAAGAUCAGAUCGAGGCUAUCACCAACAGAGUGCAGUUCGGCGGGGACGAGAUCGUCAAGGCCAAAGCCGGUGCGGGUUCAGCGACCACAUGCAUGGCUUACGCUGGUUUCAGAUUUGCCCAGGCCAUCAUGAAGGCAGCCCAAGGCCGGUCAGAGGUUGUUGAGCCUGCGUACGUCUAUUUGCCUGGCGUUCAGGGAGGGGAAUCCAUAUCUCGUGAGCUUGGUGUUGACUAUUUCGCCGUUCCUAUCACUUUCGGCAAAGAUGGUGCAGAGGUUGCUCAUGAGCUUGGACCGCUGUCUGAAUAUGAGGCUAGACUCCUCAAGAUUGCCACCGAAGAGUUGAGGAGCAACAUCAAAGCCGGCGUGAACUUUGUCGCUCCAGGGCGUGAGAAAACUUGA